Molecule: messenger RNA, 788 nt
Organism: Oncorhynchus keta (chum salmon)
Lineage: Eukaryota; Metazoa; Chordata; Actinopteri; Salmoniformes; Salmonidae
Product: troponin I, fast skeletal muscle-like
Exons: 5
Coding region: 1-513 (170 amino acids)
Biological process (GO): muscle contraction
Cellular component (GO): troponin complex
Source: RefSeq, a predicted model, not a curated record
AUGUCGUCGAGUCGCAGGCAACAUCUGAAGAGCUUGAUGCUCCAGAUUGCCCAGGGGUUCAUAGAGGCUGAGGCCAUCCAGGCAGAGGAGGACAAAAACAGCUACAUGGAUGAGAAUGUCCCCUCCUUCUCCGUCCCUGAAUCCAUGCAGGAACUCCAGGAUCUGUGUAAGAAGCUCCACCAGCAGAUUGAUGCAGUGGAUGAACAGAGAUAUGACACGCAAAGCAAAGUAGCCAAGUCUGAUAAGGAGAUUGAGGAUCUGCAGAUUAAAGUACAGGACCUGAAGGGCAAGUUCAGGAAGCCCGUCCUGAAGAAAGUCCGCAUGUCUGCUGAUGCUAUGCUCCAGGCUCUGCUGGGCUCCAAACACAAGGUGUCCAUGGAUCUGAGGUCCAACCUGAAGCAAGUCAAGAAGGAGGUCAAGGGGGAGGUGAAAGAUGCAGCUGACUGGCGUAAGAACAUAGAGGACAAGGCUGGCAUGGACGGUAGAAAGAAGAUGUUUGAGUCCGACCCUUAAGACCCUUUAACAAGACCCCUAAUAUGUGUAUUUGUGUUCAUAUGUCUCAUCUGAUAACAUCCUCCAUUUUAAUCUACAUUCUCCUCCUGUCAUUCCUAUUUACACUGCUCUGUCUAAUAAAAGAAAAUACUUCAAUAUUUUGUUAUUUAUUUUUUUUAUAAUGGGGGAAAUGGACAAAUUGUAAAAUGUAAGCAUGCGUGACUGUGAGUCAGUGGAGGCUCCUCAGAGGAGGAAGUGAAGGACCAUCCUCCUCGGUCAAUUUCAUAAAAAUAAAA